GCAGGUGCAGCCAUGAGAUAACAUACGUCUGAAGCAACAAAUUUACAAAACUCCUCCCUCCUAUAAUUCCCCUAAAAAAUGCUAUCAGAAGUGGAGGGCAUGGGGUGGAUAUCCGGCAAUGGCGGCUUAGAAACCAGCAGCCAACCGGCCGCUAGUAUGGGCAGCAUGUCAGCUGCCCCCCCAUUCAAAUCCUUACUGCUGGAAGACGUGGGCUGCAACUGGUACAUGCCCUCCUUCCCCGACCCCAACAGUCUGUUCAUGAACCCAGCACUCGAGUCCUCUUCAUCCUCUUCUCCCCUGUUCUUCGGUUUGGGAAGUCACAACCCGUUUCUGGAUCACCAUUUUCUCACCAGAGGAACUGGGAUUUCGAGCGGCGGAUUUUGCGAUUUCAGUACCCAGACCCCCCCACUCGGGGCUCCAGAUUUCAAUCUCCACGGCGGAUCUUUGGGAUUCAAUAACAGGCCGUCUAAGUUGUUGAAGCCGCUGGACCGUUCUGGGACGUCCAUGGGAGCACAGCCCACUCUGUUCCAGAAAAGGGCUGCUGCUGCUGCUGUGAGGAGGAAUAAUCUUGCGGCGGCUAACAUCACCACGGCUGAUGACAAGAAGACGGCGGCUGAAACGAAUGGGGAUGAAGUGGAGUAUUGGAAUGAUUCAGAUGAUGCGUUAGUGCAAAAGGAGAUUGAGGCUGAGGAGGAGGAGGAUGCUCAGAAUAACCACAAUGGCGGCGGAGGAAUGAGUACAACGGUUACGGGCGGAGGAGAUCAGAGAGGCAAGAAGAAGAAGAAGGGGCUUCCGGCCAAGAAUUUGAUGGCGGAAAGGCGACGCCGCAAGAAACUCAAUGACAGGCUUUACACGUUGAGGUCUGUCGUCCCUAAGAUUAGUAAGAUGAACAGGGCUUCAAUCUUAGCAGAUGCAAUAGAGUACUUGAAGGAGCUUCUACAGAGAAUAAAUGACCUCCAAAAUGAAUUGGAUUCCGCGCCAUCAUCGUCUAGCUCUGCAGUGGCCACAAGCUUUUACCCUGUCACACCUACUGCCGCUGCCGCAUCUUCCCUAACUUCCUGCCACAUCAAAGAAGAAAUCUCUCCAACCCCGCAUCCACCAAGAGCCUGCUUAACUCUUUUAAAUUAGUGCCAACUUGAGGUAAAAAUUCCAAUACCCGCAUAGAAGGAUGUCCAAGACGCUUGUCCACCCACACCAAUUGUCGUCCUCAAGGUAAGGUCCUGUAUAACUCAAUUUGCAUGAGUAAAUUUUAUGCUUAAUCUAUUGUCCCGUAGUAAAGUCGACACCGAUAAUAAAUUGGAGGUGAAAUCGGGCACGAAAAAUGCAUUCUUUAGAACGAGUUGAUUAACGACAACAGGACCAAUCUUUUUUGCUUGUGUUGAGCACCCCGUUGGUAAACCAAUAUCUGUAGGUGGUAUAGUAAAAAAAUAAUCAAAUAAAUUUUUCAUUACAACACACAUUAUGAGAAGCCCCAGCGUGAAGCGAAAAUUAUUUUCGAAAUUGUGUGACCACAUUUGCCUUUGGUUGGUGACCUGUAACAACACUAGUAUGUUGUUCAUUGUUUCUUGCUUCAGAACCUCGUCCACGACCUGCUCCCUUGCGUAUGUCUUCCCACCUUCAGGAUUGCAUCGUUCUUGAGUAUGACCUGUACGAGAGUAAAAUGACACAAUAAAGGUGAGCGAGUUCCUCAGCUUGAACCUCAUCCAGAAGAAUUGCCACCGCGGACAACAAAGCUCAUAGGUGGGGCUACAUUUGUUCUGCCAGUAGUUACCAGCCGCACCUCCUGUUCUUGAAUUAAGCGCCUGUAUUUAAACUGGGAAGAGGUUGAACGGAAAGUUGCAUAAUAUGCUUCAAGCCCCAUCAGAAACUCUAAACCUGGUUAGCUUCACGUCUCUUGCACAAAGUGGCAGAUAUUCCACACUUACACCUAGCACAAGUACACAUUUGUUAGGCAUACAAAUCAUUUAAAUCAUCCCACACUUUUUUCAACCCACCAUAAUAAUUCAUUAUGGACUCGCCACUCUUCUGUCUGCAAUCAGCUUUUAUUUGAUAAAUUUUAAAUCGUUUCCAACAGAAAAACGUUGUUUGAUAUCCUCCCACAACUCGUGCGCUACAUCACGAUAAGAGAUGGAAGAACGCAAACCUGGAUGGAUGGUGUUGAACAUCCAAGCAAUAACCAUCGAGUUUAGCGCCCACCAAUUUUCAAGGUGGGGAGAGUCUUUCGAAGUCCCAUCGACGAACAUGAAUUUGCGGUUCGCUCGGAGAGAGAUACGGACACCCCUGGCCCAUUCCUCAUAGUUCGGUCCUCUCAAAAUGACAUGAGUAAUCACUGUCCCGAGAUUGUCGUUUGGAUUGAGAAGAAACAGAGGAUUCGGUGUUGAAUCUUCCUUGUUUUCAUCGGACAGAGGUGUCUAAACUGGCUCUAACGCCAUAAAGUAAAACAAAACAAUGAAGGAAAGAAUGGAAUGUUUCGUUUCUAUUACUGAGCGUAUGUAGAACACUUUAUAGUUUAUACAGCUCAAGUUUCUCGAAUUUAGGUAACUAAACAUACACUUAAUAAAUACAUAUCAAAAUCAAAUAUCUGUUAUUAAUAAGAAUAUUGUCUAAUAGAGGGGUUGUAAGGAAUAAUUGUAUUUAGAUUUUGAUGAUGCUAUAUCCAUUAGGACUUUAGAAGUACCCCUUUAGAAAUGAUGUAUUAGAAUUUUCCUUUGUAAAAAUUCUUAGAUGUAUUCGACUUGACAGAAGUGCUUCAAGAACAGAAGGGCUCCCAGAGCAGAAGUGCCUCUUAAGGCUUUGUUGGAACAGAGGACCCUUGGUUCUCUGCUCCAGAACAGAAGUCCUCUGGACCUCUGUUAGUAUUGACUCUGACAGAAACCCUUCUGGGUCACUGUUGGCUACUCCCAACAGAAGUGCUCCAGACCUCCUCUUUUAUACUCCAUGAUAA
Messenger RNA from Cuscuta europaea, 2944 nucleotides. NCBI's taxonomy places the organism in Eukaryota, Viridiplantae, Streptophyta, Magnoliopsida, Solanales, Convolvulaceae. The record is from the annotation of a GenBank genome assembly.